AUGCCUUACUAUCCUCUGCCUGAUGUUUCAUCUAUUGAAAAGGUAACAUUACCUUCUAAAGAUAAUGUACACAAUCCACCUCCAGUGCAACCUAGAAAUUCUUCUUUAAAAUUGUCUCAAGAUGACAAUCAUUGGGUAGGAGUACCAACAGAAACGGAACCGGUUUAUGUAUGUUUAUCGCCAUCUCAAAAAAUGUUAAUGGAAAAAACCAAUACAGUUAUAACGAAGGAAGAUGCUAGUCAACUUGUUGAUAUGCAUAAAAAGUAUGUUGAUAGAAGAGGUUAUAAUGAAUAUUAUGGCAAAGAAAUCAGAAAAGAAAACCAGAGACCUGAUAACCCUCCUGUUGUGCCAUUCAAAUCCCAGACUGGGUCUCGAUUACUGGCGUUGAUACGUGACCCAGCUGUCACUGAUAAUAUGAAUUCUAUAAAAUCAAAGAAUCAACUCAAAAUUUUAGACCAAAUAGGAAGUAUUGAUAAAAAAUCUCAAGAAAUGUCAUUUAAAAAGCAAGAUUACUAUAAUUCGGCAAAUAAUCUUACAAGCAACUUAAAACCCGUCCCACCUCCUAGAACUCGUAAAUUUUCGUCAUCAAUAUAUGAAAGCGACGAAAGUGAUUUUACAGACAGUUCGUUUCGCUCUAUUAAAAGUGAGAGAAAAUCAUUUCACUACUCAACUGGUAAUUUAAGUAAAGAAAUUGAGAACGAUAUAUCGUCAAUUCAAAAUAUGCAUCGAUAUUACACAGACUUCAGAGAUCAGUUCAAAGAUCAAACUGCUCCAAGAAGGCCGUCUUUGCCCAAAGAUUUGUGUGACCAACAAAUGGAAUACAUACGACGUAAAGAAAAAGAAGUAGAAGCUGAAAUACGUCGACUUGAAAAUGAAAAGCUUAGUCUCCCUGUACAAAUGAAACAAGGCCCUAGGGCUCCGCUAAUAUCAGAAGCCGAAGUCUAUAACCAACAAAUUACUCGCACUAGUAGUCAAAGCAUACUUCUUAAAAAGGAUUCGGAAUUAAAACUCUCUGCUCUUAAAACGCCAAAAGUACCAGAAAAACCAGAUAAAGGAAAAUUGUCUGUUUUCAGCAGUAGUCAAGAAGAACUACUACGCGAGAAAAUGUAUUCAGAAUAUGUCAACCAAAUGGCUGAACGCGAAGAAAGGAGGCAACAAAAAGUAAUUAAAAUAACCAAUAACAGUAAACCUGUUACAUCUACCUCAGAAAACCCUUUCUCUAAAAGUAUGCCAGCCUUAGAUUUUCUAGAUUCUAAAGUAAAUAAUAGAAUCGAAAAGGAAUUUAUCUGGAGAGCAAGAGAAAGGUGGAACAAAUUAGGAAUCAAAGAUCCAGAGACAGAGGAUGAGAGAGAUGAGAAUAAUAAAGACGUUUAUAAGGAGCCGAAAGUAGUUGAGCACAAAAUUAAAGUGAUAGAAGGAGGAGAAGAAAAGGAUGUAAAGAAGUUGCCGAGCCAUCUGCAAGAAUUCGUUCGUUUCACUGUGAAGGACUCCGACCAGGGGAAAAGCAGUCCGGAGACCGUCAUGAUCGCACCGCGGUUUAAAGCGCGCUCCACGUCGCCAGCGGUGUGGAGGCCAGGCGCGCCGACGCCGCCGCCCGCGCCCGCGCCGGUAGCGCGCUCGCCGGGCGCGCCGCCGCCGCCACCGCCGCCGCCGCCAGUCUGGACCCCGGGUGCUUCGCCCCAGACGCCGAGGAAGUCCUUCAGGCCUGUGCACUUUGAGGAGACGCCGCCUAGCCGCAGGAAGUUUGGGAGUUCGGAGCAGAACGGUUGCACGAGCGGUUCGGAGAGCGAGGGCCGUCUGCGGACUAGCCACAGCGCUCCAGCCACCGGCCUCAACUCCUUGGGCAACUCUUCGAGCCGUCUCCCGCGUGCGCAGAACCCCACCGUCACUCUUCUGCAGAAAGCUAGAGAGGGCCAACUUUCGCGAGGUUCAAGCUACCUGCAGCAGGAAAGGGAUAGCGCGCGUUUGCCCCGUGACAGAGUUUCUCCACCAAAGGGCGACCCAAUUCACGCUCUACGCAGAGAGUACGCGAGUGAGGGAGAGGCGGACAGGAGCGACUACGAACGCGGCGGGCCACGUAAAAUGGCACAUACUCAUGAAAAAGUGGAAGGAAUCGGACCUACUACCAAAGACGGCAUGCCAGUAGCAUUGAGAUCUGAAGUCAGAGACCAGUCAAAAUGGUACAAGAAAAUGUACGACACCAUACACAAAAACAAAUACGACGACGAUUUUGUGACUAUUCGGUACAAAAGCCGCCGAGGGCAACCACCGCAAAGGGUGACCAACAAGUCCCAGUAUGCAUACUUUGAUCCCCGCUCUGGCUACCUGAGCGAGCCUGAAGGGGGUCUUAGCCGACUAGGGUCGAGCACAUGGAGCGAUGCAUAUGACAGCGAUGUGACCAACAGCCCUCGGAGAAGGACCACCUCUGUUCAGGAAGAGAGACGCCAUGAAGAGAUUACUUCGCCAUAUCUACCUAGUAAUAAGUGGUGGGACGAGGUCAUGGACAUUUUUGAUGGGUGGCUAGACGACAACUCACCCCUGCCCCCUUACACCACAUUGCUCGCUCGCGCGAUUCAGAAGAGCCAAAUAUCAGCACAGAGCACGACGUCACUGCCACAAGCAUCACCGAAAGAGAAGAAAGAUAUUACGUCUGCCAUUUUAUCUAAAUCUAAUAUGGCAAGAGCCCUAAAAGAGUCAGGCUACGAGUCUGACUCAACGCUCGUGUUCCGUCGCCGCGACGACACAGAAGGACCACUGUCCCCCGCAGAGCGGCGGGCCGCCUACCGCGACCUGCAGGCGGGCGGCGAGCCCCCGCUCCGAGGGUUCCGUUCGCCCGCACCACCGAGGACAGACGAAUCGGAAAUUGAAUACAUUCCGAUUUCUCCCACACUGACGAAGAUAAGAGUCCACAAGAAGUCGCCUCAAUUACAAGAAGUUAUUUGCUACCCAGUCACUGGCAUUGAACGAGACACCAAAUUCAAGAAGAAAGGACCUUCCUUCAUAAGUGUUGACGUGCCAACUAGAAUCGCAAAUUAUCCUCCCGCCCCUCCUCGAAGGAUAUCUUCCAAAAACAGUCGGACGUUAAGACUUGUGACAUCUACCUCGCCUGCCAAGUCUUCAGCUCCUACUCUGCCCUCUCAAUCUAAUGUGGAUUUUCUUAAAAACAAAAUUAGCCACAAACUAACGAGGCAAAAUACACAAAUACUCAGUAAAAAGGAGCCAAAUAACAAAAUUCCCACUGAUAAAACACGAAGUCGAAUCAUGUCUUUGUCUGCACCACCAGCUGUUAAUAGAAAAAACACUGCUUCGGUUACAAGGAGUCUGCCUAAAAAUUUAGCAAAUGAAAUUAGAGCUACCGGAACAAGCAGCUUUGGUUCACCAAGAAAUACUCUGUUACCCACAGAAUAUGCCAAACCGUUGCAUAGCAGAUAUAGCGACUCCCAAGUAUCUGUUGUCAUCGAAGGUGGUGCUGGCAGAAGAACACCCAUUUCAAAUAUUUUAGACAAAGUAACCCCGAUAGAUAAGUUAUGGAGUGCAGAAAAACGUAAUGAACGAAUCGAAAUAUCGAAAAUAAAACCAAAACCCGUAACAAAACCCAAUAUUAGUUCGUCAAGAUUGAGCCCUUUGAAAGCAACAUCGAGUGUAUCUAAUUUAAAGUCUAAUGCAAAUUUGGCUUCACACAGAAGUCGUGACAUGAUGAGGACUGCUGAAAGAGUGCAAAAAUAUAAGUUGUCAAAUCAAGCUAAAUCAAGUCCGUGUUUAAAUUCCAAACCUGACGCUAACAGACAGACGAAACCACUUCAGGUAUCGACCGUUUCCAAAGCUUCUGGGGUUGCGAAAAAUCAAAGCCAAAUCAAAACCGCGACAGUGACUAAUUUGAGAAAAAAGAAAUUGCUUGAUAGCGUUAUUUUAAGACCUCGUAGUGUCCCGUGCCAUGAGUCAUGUAGUAAAAAGUCAAAGGAUAUUAAUAAGCCAGCGAAGAAACCCUCCAAAAUAAAAUCGUCGAAAGUAAAGAGUGCUACCAAGUCAUCAGACGAUUGUGAUUCUGUUAGUCAAUUUGGAGACACAUCUAUCGACGUGUCUAAUUUCGGAUCCUUUGAAGACUUAAGAAAUAUUAAAAUAAGUGCCAAGGACAUCCAACAAACUCGUGAUGCCGUGGUAUCGGACUCGUUCUUCCAACAUCUAUUCUUAGGGGGUAUACAUGUGCCGUCAAUAUCACAGCUGUCCCCGGAAGAAAAAACAUCUGUCCUGCAAAAAGCCAAAAUGUUCCAGUCAUUCCCACAAGACAAUUACACUACGAAAUCAUUAAACACAUAUUUGAUACAUAGGAAACCAGUCUCCUUAUCUCGUUUUAAAAUGUGGGAUAGAUAUCCUAGUCCUGUCAAAGUUCAAGCCCCGCGCUCCAUAUCUUGGCCUGGGAGGAUGUACAAGGAAAUACGCAAGUUCGAUAGCUUAUCAAAAUGUGAAGAAUUUGGGUCAAAUUCCUCCCUUGCUACUGUGAGAAGUAGAAGUGAACCUCCAACAAACAAGUUGUAUUUCUCACAAACAUCUCGGCCUAAAUCUCCUACGGUCAUAUUUAAUAAACGUGAGAUGUCACCAAACAAACCAGACAAGCCUCAGAGAGAUUCCUUGUCACCUUCAAAAUUAAUUUUCUCUCAGACAUCUCGGCCAGUUUCACCUAAAAUUACUCGUAAACAAACGCAGAGUCAACAUGAUCAAGGUUGUAAAGUUAAAAGACAGUCAAUGUCCCCAACUAAAAUAAUAUUCACUGAAACUGCGCGGCCAGUGUCGCCAGUAGUAACACAUAAAAAACCCAAGGUUGAACAAAAAGGAAUACAUUUUGAAGAGAGAUUGCAACCAUCGACGAUUUUCUUUUCUCAGACUUCUCGACCUGUCUCGCCUAAAGUUCAAAAAAAGAACGCUUUAGGAACACCAAGUAGAAGUCAAUCGACAUCACCAGUUUCUUUUAGGUCCCCAUCGUAUCGAAGAAUACAUAAUGUACGUAUCCAAAAUGGGAAGCUUAAUGAGGAGGUGGAGCCCAAAAAAAUCAUACGUACGAGAAGUGCAGACGAUGCCAAGAAAAGACAGCCUGUUACUAUAAGAAUUACAAAAACUAAAAGCAAUCCAAAUAUUCCUUCGGAGGAUCCAGAUUAUGACGAGUACAUUCGUGACAUGGAAAAUUCCAAAUCGAGAUCCGAGAGGUUUAGAGAACUUAACAGGUACUAUUCAUAUUUAGAAAGAGUGGGAGAGUUGGAAAGGGCUACAUCAACAGCUGAUUUACGUCAUAGAAAAAAAGACGAAGAAAUUAUUGAUUUUGAUCGCUGGAAAAAAAUUCGAGCUAUAGAAAGGGCUGAAGAAGAACUAAACAAUCUUUAUCACAAGCUAAGAAUUGCACAAACAGAAAAUGACGUUUUAUUUUAUCCCAGAGAUGUAAAGGAUUUUAGGUGGAACUAUGACAGUGACCGGGGACUGAGAAUUAAGGAAAAAUCUGUAGAAGAUCUGAAAGAACAAUUUCAACAAGGAAUUGAAUUUGAUUCUUUGGAAUUGGAACAGUCUAGGGAUACAUACAAACCUCUUUGGAGAGGCACUAGUGUUGCUGAAACUGCUUUCAACAUUAACAGAAAGGAUGAAAAUAAAACAAAUCGAGAUUCUGUAGUGUACCAAAAACCUACAGUAAUGUUGCAAGAUGCUUCAAUUACAGAACUUCGCAAAAGGAUUGGUCUUGGCAACCGUUUAUGGAGCAGUUUGUCGAUGGAACAAGUAAAUGCUUUAAAAAACCAAUUGAAUGCCAUAUACAGCAAAGAGCUGGAAUCGAAGUCAUCGAAAGAUAUUGACAAAUAUUACGUAGAAGUAAAAGACACCAAAGAUGUAAAAAACUCCACGUUACAUGUAAGAAGUAAUUCUCUUAAUUCUUCUUGUUCAUCCCCUGUCAAAGAACACGAAUUAAUCAAAUCAGACUCAAUUGCAGCUAUCGCAUGUUCAGUGCCAUCAGUUAAAGAUCUCAAGAAUAAUGUUAAUAAAAUACAAAUGAGUCUCAGUGAAAACGAAAAAAGAAAAAUAUCCCAAACUUUGAGUAAAGAAAUUAUGAACAGAAUAAACAAACUAGAUGGGUCAUCCUCUGAAGAAAACACAAAAGUAACGCCCCAGCCCUUACCUAUUCAACCAGAACAUCCACUGAUCCCUUCAAACGCUUCAUCAACGGUGGGUGUUAUGGAUGAAAAUGAAGAAAAUGAGACUAUUGAGAGUAAGCAAGCCCUUCAGGCAGAACACGUUGAAACUGCACACCCUUCAUCUGCAAGCGAAACUGAAACAGGAAGUUCAGAUGUUUCUAAUAAGACUGUUAUUUACAGGGGACCCAGCAAAGAUGUUAAGAAAAAAGUUGAAUAUUUUGAGUCCGUGCAAAACACUGUCGAUCAAGCUAAAAUAAUUUACCACGCCAGAGAUAGUUCAGACGACAAAGAAACUGAAAAUAAAUGUAAAGACAACAUAGUGGAAGAUAAAAAAGAAGAACCUCAAAAACCACACAUAUUUCAAUCGCAAUCUUGCACAAAUUUUAAAGAAUUAUUCGGCGAAAGCGAAAAAAGCAAAUUUUUAUCGCUUCCGCCGAAGCCCGGAAUAUUAUCGAGGUCGCCUUCACCCCAUUCGGAAGUGUACGUGACAGGACGGCGUACACCAGACACGCUACCGUGCUCGAGCGAGGAGACGAUCUGGCGCAGUCGGAGCCCGUCGCCCGACCCGGAGCGGUACUGGCGCGCCUACCUCAACCUGGCUCGCGCGGGGGAGGUGCGCCGCCUGGCCCGCCGCUUCGACUCGCCCACCGCGGCCGGCGCCGUGCUGCGCCGACACCGCAGCGACCCUGAAAUAUCACAAAAUGUCCAAAAUUACGACACCCGACGGUACAAGCAAAAAUCUGUGCUACCCGUCGCGCGAGUCCCUCUUCGUCCGACUAAUCGUUACAUGCCUCAUAUCGAUAUCAUAUCAAAAUUAGCAGCUCUUCGAAGACGUACCACACCACGCUCCAGAUCAGCCGAAGAAGCGUUAGAAUGUCGCCCCGGAGAAGUGAAUCGUAUUCGACGCCGGUUCGAAACUAUGUCACUGCUAGGGCAAAUAUACGCUUCCGCUCCUGACAUGAGCGAGCUGCGAGACAUCGCGCCAUAUCUAGCCGGUCCGUGGAUAGCGCAUCGGUACCCCAAACGAAGCGAUAAUAAUAGAUCAAUUAAAGAUACUUCUAGUUUGGUUAACGGGAGGAAAUCGCCAGUAAAAAAAGUGAUUAAGCCGCAUGCCAAAGAUCCGGUUAAAUUAAGUUCGAUAUUAAAAAGCGAUGUGUUCGCAAAACAAGAAUUUAAUGCAUCGGCACAUAGACCGGCGAGCCGCUACGAGCCCCCGCGCGCGCCGCCGCGGCCGCCGCCUGCCUCGUGGCCCUACCGGCUAGCGCCCUUCGUCACGCCUUCGCGUCACACGGUCACAUUUCAAGAAACCGACUCAGCUCCGGAACCACCGCGGCGUGCGCUAAAUGGAACCCACUCGGAUACCGAGUCGCCACGGCGCUACGUGGAAAGCGACGUGAACAUCCACUACAGAUGUCCCGUGCGACACGACCCGCUGCCGCUUGUGCCGGAGCGCGAGCUCGCGCGCCAGCAGGCCGAGCACAUGAAGCGGCUAUACCGGGAGCAGAGGCGGCACAAGUACUUGCAGGAACUCCAAGACAUGCAAAACAGGCGUCAUCAAGACAACUUCACACCAGCGCAGAAAUCCGUCGUCCCUUUGAACCGAUACGAUGAAGCGGAGAGAAUCGCCGCCCGCGCGUUGUACGCUUUCAACGGGCAGACUCCAAGGGAGUUGAGCUUUAGGAAAGGAGAUCUUAUACAUGUGAGGAGACAGAUAGAUACUAACUGGUAUGAGGGCGAGCUGCACGGGAGGAUAGGGCUGUUCCCCUAUAAUUAUGUUGAGAUAUUAAAAGGCGACGUGGCACACUCACCAAAGAAGCCCGUCGCCCAAGAGGGCAAGGCCCGUGCGAAGUUCGACUUCACUGCCCAGACCAACCUCGAGCUGCCUUUGAAAAAGGGCGAAGUGGUCGUGCUGACGCGACGCAUCGACCACAAUUGGUGGGAGGGCCGCAACGGCAGCAAGACCGGCAUCUUCCCGGAUAGCUACGUCACCAUACUGCAGGAGCCUAGUCAGAACAAACCUGGUAAGAUGGAUGUGUUACUGUCUCUAAAGAGAGGUGAUGUGGUCGUGCUGACGCGACGCAUCGACCACAACUGGUGGGAGGGCCGCAACGGCAGCAAGACCGGCAUCUUCCCGGAUAGCUACGUCACCAUACUGCAGGAGCCUAGUCAGAACAAACCUGAAAUUCAGCCAAUCGCGCCCUCAGACAAGCCAGUAGCGUCUCCCGCGGCGCACGGGCUCCUGAACGGCUCGGCCAAGCGCAGCAUGGGCGCGCACAGCUACAUGCCCACGCCAAAUAAUCCUAACCUCGCGAAUGCACCGCCCUCUACGCAACCCCUACCAGGGUACACGACAAAAACAGCGCAAUCAGCCAUGACUCCCUCGGAGCGCGGCUACGGACCACCAACCGGGGCUGGCGUCGACCUCAACAACACUGAACCUCUGUACGUCGACACUAACGCGGAAGCCGUGCCGUACCGAGCGAUGUACAAAUACCGACCCCAGAACCCCGAUGAGUUGGAACUUAACGAAGGCGACACUGUGUAUGUGUUGGAGAAAUGUGACGACGGCUGGUACGUCGGCUCUUCACAGCGCACCGGCCGUUUCGGUACCUUCCCAGGUAACUACGUGGAGCGCAUCUGAUAGCGGGCGACGCUGCUGCGGCGCCUGCGCAGCGCCGCGCUGUGCGCGCGCCGCGCCGCCCGCCCCGGGCCCCGCCGCUGACGCCGCCGGAGCCGCACUAUAGCUUACGUCACACCUCCUUCACGCCGAAUACGCGAUGCCAAUCAUAAUUCAAAUCGUUCAACUGACAAUCGGAAUUAAAUUCUUUUAACACCGAAAGGUGAAGUUUUGGCUGACAUGAUCGGAAUCAAACUCUUUUAACACCGUUAGGUGGAGUUUUGAUUGGCAAACUGUUGCGCCAAACUGUAAGACUUACUGUCGAGCGCCAUUGAUCUAUUUAGUUUUGGUCGGUGCGACUGACCUUAAAUCGAAGACUGAAGGCCUAUUUACACGGCGCGCAAACUGGCAUGUGAUUUCAGUGACAUCACCAGCUAUGAAUCCGGUCACACUGUAAUAAUACUUACAUGUGGGAUCUCGUGCCAUGUAAAUCGGUCUUAAAUGCGAAUGAAAAUCUACGUAAGCUAUAAAAGUGGUAAAACUAUACUAUUCAAAAGUGAAAGGCUAUUGUGAAUAUUAUAAACUGCCUUUUUCUUAGUAGGAAACGAGUGAAACACUGAAUAUGACAAUAAAGUGACUUCCCCCUAGGAUUGUACCUUAUAAGGUUACGCACUCGUUUCUAAAGCGUGUCAGCUUAGUAGAGGGUGGACCGGACUCGAUGUAAUAUAAACAUAGGGUAUACCAAAGCUGUAUAGAAAACGAUAUCAAUAUCUGCCCUUAAAUGAUAGAUCUAUAAGGUCAAAGAGUCAUAGAAUUGUUGAGCCAUACUUGUCAAAUUAUGUAACGGCGCGUAGUAAGUCGUGGCUCAACUUUCUAUAGCGAGACAACGCGAUAGCUCUUGUUAUAAUUAUGCUUUAACACGUGAAAGCCUUGUCGAAUGAGAGUUGCCAACGGGCACCACACAAACACAACUUGAUUAUAAAACGAUGAAAUCUGUAUCACACAAGUAGCAUAUCUUAAUGUAAAGAAACCAAACUAUACCAUGACUUUUUAUAACAUUUUUAUAUAUUUAUCUAUACUGCCUCAAUCCGUAGUCUCCAAUAAUCAUAUGGUGUAUCAUGUAACUUGGCUGUCGGUAUAUACGGCGAUGUUCGACGGGUUUCGCUGAGUAGUUUAGAAUCUCAGUUCUAACUGUAAAGUGUGCUAACUCCAUGGAUGUGGCUUCUGUCGUCAUUGUCUAUUUAAUUGACUAAAUCGUCAUCUAACAGCCCUCGGCAUAUUGUAAGCUAUCCUAAGUUGUGCGUCCCAAAGAGUAAGUUAAAAGAAAAUGACGUUGUAUAAUUGUGUAAAGAAAUUAAUAAAAAUACUUAUAUACUUGUAUAAUUAUUUAGCAUAGUUAUUUAUUUACGUGUAGGAGUGAAUUGAGCUUGUCUUUUAAAAGUGACAUUUUAAAAGAACGAAGCUGAGCGUUCGGUACUAAUACUUGUUACUAACAAAUUUUGUACGUAUACAUAUCCGCAAAAGUUAAACUUUGAAAACGGUAACAUGCUAACAGUAUCAAAGUUUAGACGUUUUGUGACUAUUGGCCACAGUAAAAGCGACAUAGAUUAUAUAUGAGAUGGAGUAAGGUUUUACCAAAUAUUAGUUACCGCAUAAAAUUAAUCACUAAACUCGUAAUACUCAAAUAAUCACCCAGUAAUGUAUAUAGGGCGAGGUAUAUUUGGAAACGGUUGACAAUACAAUAUUUAUAUGCUUAAUUUUUAAUUAGGAGUAUGAGGUGUAAAAGAAAUAAAUGUUAACAGUCUAAUGUCAAAAUGACUUGCAGGGAUGAUUGUUUUCCUUAUAAAUAAAAUACGCUUUCCACGAGGAAUAUCGUACAUGGACCCAGCUGGUGCUGUCUCUUUUGCACAUCUUUUGCCUAUGAAACAGGCUGUCAACUGUCAAUGUCACGUCGAGCGAACAAUAGAGAUGGAAACAGAUCGAUCAAUGCACGGAAAUCCUGUUAAAAAGUCUUAUUUAAUUAUGUGUCUAUUAAGUCUAGUCAUGAAUCAAAUUGUGUAACUAUAUUUUUACAUUGUGGCCUAAACUCAGCUUCCUUCGUGAUUUGUGUAAAGAAUGAUAUUACUUGUGGUACAUGUCUAGCUAACAACGCAUACUAUAUUCUGUAUUACUAUUAAGUUAUAUGAAUAUAUAUUUUGUAAUCCUUUACUCGUAAACUUUGUAGUUAAGCUCCAAAAUGAAACCCUCUCGCCCUAUGUCAUACUUGUUUUAUGUAGUACAUACCAAAUGCUUUCAUUUAUUUUUAACCUAUUUGUUGUAUUUACUCUUGUUAAUUUAUUUUUAAAAGCACAAAUGGUUUAUUUUGUUGUUGACACCACGACAUAAUGGUAACAGUAAUUGAUUGUUCAAAAUCAUCACUUUAAUAAAAUAAUCCUUCUAUUUAA
Leguminivora glycinivorella is the source of this 11231-nucleotide messenger RNA. RefSeq lists its product as uncharacterized. The record is from RefSeq and is a predicted model, not a curated record. The transcript is spliced from 22 exons. NCBI's taxonomy places the organism in Eukaryota, Metazoa, Arthropoda, Insecta, Lepidoptera, Tortricidae. Bases 1 to 8811 code for a protein of 2936 amino acids. Gene Ontology annotation, molecular function: protein binding.